AUGAAAAAACUAUUUGUAUCUAAUUGACCGGUCAAUGAAUUGCAAUAAAUUUUGAAAAAGUUAAUUUAUAUUCAAAAGACUAAUUACCUAAUUGUAAACUUUGAAUCAGAUUUUCUUAGAAAUAUUAAUAGGGUUACCUCAAUCAAAUCCAGGAAGUUCUAAAUUUACAUGCUUUGGAUCAAAAGUAGAGUUAAUCCAAUAAGAUUUUGAAAAUCCACAAUUAUAUAAUUAGAGAACAGUUGGUGAGAGCGUACUCAUCUCUUGUUCAGUUUAUUAGACUCAUUUUUGA
Messenger RNA from Paramecium octaurelia, 289 nucleotides. The record is from the annotation of a GenBank genome assembly. NCBI's taxonomy places the organism in Eukaryota, Ciliophora, Oligohymenophorea, Peniculida, Parameciidae.